This is a messenger RNA of Phytophthora nicotianae INRA-310, 165 nucleotides long. RefSeq lists its product as hypothetical. The annotation marks the transcript as partial. The transcript has a single exon. The record is from RefSeq and is a predicted model, not a curated record. NCBI's taxonomy places the organism in Eukaryota, Oomycota, Peronosporomycetes, Peronosporales, Peronosporaceae.
AAAGAGAUUGCUGAUCAAAGAAACCGCAAGAGUGUUGAGAAGUUCGUCAGGGGUGACCGUGCACUACUGUCUUCCGACGGCAUCACACCUACUUCUGAAGUGAAUUUGGGCGCCAACUUGUUGGUGCCAAGAUUCAUUGGUCCGUUCGAUAUUACAAGAUAUUAG